Messenger RNA from Penicillium brevicompactum, 1047 nucleotides. RefSeq lists its product as uncharacterized. Gene Ontology annotation, molecular function: ATP binding; protein tyrosine kinase activity. The coding region runs from base 1 to 1047 and encodes 348 amino acids. NCBI's taxonomy places the organism in Eukaryota, Fungi, Ascomycota, Eurotiomycetes, Eurotiales, Aspergillaceae. Gene Ontology annotation, biological process: protein phosphorylation. The record is from RefSeq and is a predicted model, not a curated record. The transcript has a single exon.
AUGGCCAGCAGUCGCACGCGACGAUCGACCAAACCUCAUCUCCGACCAACACCACAAUCCAACACAACUCGUCCUCCUUCAUCUUCAGCUUCGCUCACACAGUUUUGCACUUUCAUCGUCAUCAUCUCCCUUCUCGGACUGACCUUGAACAAACAAACCUGCCUGUCAAACACAGAUCUCGCAUAUCUUUCAUUCCUGCUCUCUUCGCUGACCAGAACUCUCUAUCCAAAACCCACAACUCCACUCGCGCAAAUGAAUCAGCUACCAUUUGGCAUGGAUGGAAUAAACUUCCUCCUCGAUGAUCGAGGGCUCCGGAUCCAUCCCAGCACCAUUCUCAGCGUCGGUACUUACGCCGUGGUCAUUCGCCAAAAUGAUGUGGCCGUCAAGAUGCCCAUCGUCCACUCAUUCGACGGAGUCAUGUCCAUCCACAAAAAUCGCGCCAAGAUGCAGGCUGAGCAAUUGGUCUACAGACAGCUCAUGCCGGACCCCACUGCAACUCUUGAAGGCGUUGUCCCCUGUGUGCGCAUGUGGAGCUACACCAUCGAACUUCAAUACAUGUCCCAAGGCACUCUGGGUGUAAUGCUCCAAACUCGAGGCAUCUCCCCCAUUCCACUUCAGAGGCGGUGGAUUCGCCAGCUCGCGACCGGUCUUCGAAACAUACAUGCACGUCGAGUCCUUCACAAUGACCUUGCCCUGCGCAAUAUCCUCCUGGAUGGAUCCCUCAAUGUUAUGAUCACGGACUUCGGUGUCUCGUCUAUCGUUCCGCUCGGUUUGGAUAUGAUGCUAUACAGGGAUCGCCACGGUUGUUCCAUGUGGACGGAUCUGGUUCAACUGGGCUCGAUCAUCUAUCACAUCGUCACUGGGGUGCCUUCCCGCGUCACCAUCUAUCCUCGACAUGACCUUUAUGCGGUUCUGCCACCGAGAAAUAUCUGGCCGGAUGUGAGGAGUCUUUGGGCUGGUCAAAUCAUUGAGGAUUGCUGGAAUGCUGGAGCUUUGGGUCCGGCUGGUGCACAGGCUAUUCUUAACAGACUGGAUCAUCUGACCUAA